This is a messenger RNA of Cylicocyclus nassatus, 518 nucleotides long. The record is from the annotation of a GenBank genome assembly. Lineage: Eukaryota; Metazoa; Nematoda; Chromadorea; Rhabditida; Strongylidae.
UUCGCAGAGUGGUUAUCAACCAAAAAACGACAUCGGAGAAUUAGGCGCUAUUUUCAAUAGCGAUGACGCGCACGAAUUGCUAUCAAUGGGUUAGUCAAGGGAAUGUAUGGAACGAGAAGUGCAUGAAUCGGCGUGGAAGACCGCAUGGUCAGUGGGUGGCUAAAGUGGAGUGCGCGGAUUUCCAACCUGACAAGCAGCGGCACGUCGUCCACGUCCGCAUACUCGUCGUCGCAGGAGAAGGAAAACGUGGACGACGUGGAGAUGGAGAUGGAGAGAGCACUCCCUCACCAGCAACCAGUGAAGAGUCGCUAAUAGAAGCACGCUCUCCAUCGCGCUCUCCAUCUCCGAAGCUGCUGCGGACCCCGUCCAUGAAGAAGAAGAGGGCGCCUCUGCAAGGGCAGUUCGUCACAACGUAUCUGAAAAGCCUGCCAGACAAUGUUGCCGUAGGGAAAAUGAGUUUGACCAAUACUUUGCUGGAGCCAGUGCAGUAUGUCGAUCGAUUAGAAGACGGUACAUAA